UUUGGGUCCUGGCUCACAGCGCAGCCCAUGUCCCCCUGGAGGGUGACAGCUAUGGCAGGAGUGGACAGUGUGGAGAUCUGGGGUAAACGGUGCUGCUCACAUGGGGCUGCCUUCCUGCAGCCCAGGCUGUGCUGACACCAGAAAAGGUGGGAUUUCUUUUUUUAUUUUUUUACCUUUUUCAGCAUUAUCAGUUGCUAUUUCAAUGAGCAGUACUGUGGAUGGUCAGGGCUGAUACACAGCCCUCUGGGGGCAUUUCAUACAGUGAUACAUCCCUACUAAAAACCACCAAGCGGAACCCAAAUGACAGCACCAAGACCUUUGAAAUCUCCUGUCCAAACAGUGGGUUUUGGUUUAUCCCCAGCACAUCUCCACACACUGAUCAUCCUGGCCUACCUGUGUGCAGAGAAACGCAUUGCUCCUGCUGAUGGCAUUAUGGGAGGCUGGAUGGGGGAGGCCCAGGAGCGAUGGAGCCACCCUUGACCUAUCUGAGAGCUGCUCUGGGGCUUGCAUUCCUUCUCUGUUUUGAGGGGAUUUCUGCUUUUUCCAUCUCACAGGCUGAUUUAGAGCACCCCGCUGCAGGCUGGGAAGAUGUCCCUUCAAAACUCUGCCCUAGGAGCCCUCCCCAGCCCUGCAAGUACCCAGACCCAGCUCUCAUUACUGCGCCAUGCCCAGCAGAUGGUGCAGGGACCCCACGUACUGCACGGUGUUCACUGCACCCCACGGCGUGUGGCUGUGGGAAGGGGACACGGGCUUGGAGAAGAGGCUGCACAUGCCCCAGGAGUGGUAUUUUGGCAACCCACAAACAUUUGCUCUGCAUGGGAAUCCUACGGGCUGGUAACGUGGGCUUCGUUGAAGGCGGGGUGCAGCGGUGGAGGUUGGCUGAAAUCCAGGUAGCUAAAGAGAUAAGGGGAAAUAAGGUGAAAUAGCGUGAUGAACCAAAGGCAAGCCUUAUAGGGCAAGCCUUGAGGUGGCUGCAGGCAGAAGGGGCUCCACGCAGCCAGCCCUCCAGACAGCAUUUGGGAUGACGGUGACCACAGCCGGGGCUCAGGAAGGAAGACGCAGGCUGCCCCCGGUCUGGCUGCCCCACGCGAGCCCCGAGCUCUGCUCCCUAGGGCGAGCUCCGUCAUCCGCUGCCCUUGUCCCGCUUCACAGGGUGCGAGCGGCGCCCGGCAUCCGCCGUGCCGUUCGCCAGGACUCGGCUUCCCCGGCCGCGGUGCGCAGUGCGGCGUGGGAGGGAUAACUCAUCCCAGCCAGGAGGCAGAGGUGCCGGGCGGAGGGAGCUCACCGCCUUCCUCCCGCCAAGAGCCCUGCUCGACCGCGGGACCAUGGCUUCGGGGCUCCGCUGCAGCCUCCCUCUGCUGCUGCCGCUGCUGCUGCUGUGCCCGGCGGCACGGUUGGCCACGCCGGCGGCCCAGGGCUGCCCAGGCAGGCAGCAGCUCCUGGCAGCUGUGCGGCAGAUGCAGCAGCUGCUGAAGGGGCAGGAGACGCGCUUCGCCGAGGGCCUGCGUCUGAUGAAGAGCCGCCUCAGCACGCUGCAUGCAACCCUGGCCAAGGCGGCCCCGGAGCCCACGCCUGUGUCCUGCCCAGCCCCACAGGCCCCUGCUGGCGGGCGAAUGUUUGGCACCAAGUACCUGGUGGAGCACGAGGUGCACUUUGCCUGCGAACCUGGCUUCGAGCUGCAGGGUUCCAGCACACGGAUAUGCCAGGCUGAUGGCAGUUGGAGCGGAAAGGAGCCGCGCUGCACAGAGCUCAGCACAUGCUCCAGCAGCCCCUGCCAGAACGGUGGCACCUGCGUGGAGGGACCAGGCCAGCACCGCUGCCUCUGCCCACCGCCAUGGAGCGGGGCCACCUGCCAGCACCGCACGCAGACAGAGCCCCCAGCAUGGAGUGCAACAGCUGAUCCUGCCUUCAGCCGCAAGCCCCGCUGCGCCCAGGUGGAGCACGCCCAGCAGUGCCGCUGCGAGCCUGGCUUUCACAUGAGCGGCACAGCCACCGCCAGCCUCUGCCAGGAUGUGGACGAGUGUGAGCUGUACCAGGCAGAAGGGGCCCCACGGCUGUGUGCCCACGCCUGCGUCAACCUGCCCGGCUCCUACCGCUGCGCCUGUCCCAGUGGGUACAGCCUGCUGGGCGAUGGCAAGAGCUGUGAAGACAUCGAUGAGUGCGCUCUGUCGCGGGACAACUGCACGCGGGGCACAACGUGCAUCAACACAGGUGGGGGCUUCCAGUGCGUCAGCCCCGAGUGUCCCCAGCCCGGUGGCAACAUCACCUACGUGAAAACAUCACCCUUCCAGUGCGAGCGCAACCCCUGCCCGAUGGAUAGCAGAUCGUGCCACCAGGCGCCCAAAACCAUCUCCUUCCACUAUCUGCCCCUGCCCUCCAACCUGCUGACCCCAACCCCGCUCUUCCGCAUGGCCACGGCGGCAGCACCCGGCCGGCCGGGACCCGACAGUCUCCGCUUUGGCAUCGUGGGAGGCAACAACCGGGGCCACUUUGUGAUGCAGCGCUCGGACCGGCAGACCGGGGAGCUCAUCUUGGUGCAGAGCCUGAAGGGCCCCCAGACCAUCCAGGUGGAUGUGGACAUGUCCGAGUACCUGGACCGCACCUUUCAGGCCAAGCAUCUCUCCAAAAUCACACUCUUCGUCUCUGCCUAUGAGUUCUAGGGCAGACCAGGGGGUGGCUGCAGGGUUUGGAUGUUCUCAUGUGCAUAGCGGCUGUGGUCCCUUUUCAGAUGAAAGCACUACAGGUGCCAGCAAGCACUGAAACCAGCUGUCCCCUCUCUGCAUUGAGGUGAUUUUGUCUGAGUCUCCAGGUGCUUUUUACACCCACCUCCAUGGAAAAAGCAGCAUGUGAUGUGCGACAAACUGCAUACAGGUUAUCUGCUUGCUGAGUGCAGGAGCAGGGCGUUAUUUUUGCUCACAGCUCCAGAAGGACAUCCUAUAACCUCUGCACCUAUGCAAUGCAAACAAGCAGGUAGAAACCAAGGUGCUUACUUCCUUUUUGAUUCCUUUUUUGUAGGAAAGAAGCUAAGCCGGUGCUGUCAGCCCUCCUCUGCACUGGGCUGGGCUUGCUUCCCUCUGAACACCAAGGCCCCCAGCUGGGAUUUGUUGAGCAGAGCUCAAGCUCUUGGUGCUGCUUGGGAUGGUGGCAGCUGUGCCCUGCAAGCCCUGAGGCUGUGUGGCACAACACAUUGCACCACUCGGAGCAUAUGGAGAAGUUCUUCCCAACCUCAGCUCCCAGUCCACACCUGAAGCAGAAAGUUUGGGGUGGGACUGUCCGAAAGUGAGGUUGUUGCUCGGGUUGGGGUCAGCCAUCCUGAUGUCCCCAGAGAUGCAGGAAGGACUCGGUGCCAUCCUACAUGAUGAGCUGGAGAUGAAGGAUGGUUGGAAGGCUGUCCCAUGCCUUAAUCCUCUUGGAUGGGGUCAUGCACCUGCAUCCACCCAUGACCUGGCAUGGAUGUGCCAUGGGUAUUGCUUCAGCUGAGCAUGGUGCUUGUCUUGCAAGAGCUCAGGGUGUGAAUAUCUCAUUUUUUAACGCCCCUUGUCCUCUUGCAGGAAUAGUUGUGGGGUUGGCUCUUGCCAUGGUACUGCAACACGUGCCCAGGGCUGGCACUACUGUGGUGCUCACCUCUGCUCCCCAGUGCAGCGCUUGUGCAUGUAAACCACAAAAACAUUAUGCAUGUUUCUUUCUCAUUUAGUACAAUUAAAGGAUGAUAUAGCCUCUGAGUAGGUGCAGAGCAGAAUAAAGUAUCCGCAGCGCGUGUAGGGUGUGUUCACCCACAGCCAAGAGGGGAUGGGUUCUGGGUUUAUAGGACUAUAGCUUGUCCUUGUUGUUUCUGUUCUCCUGCUUUAUGCUGCUGGGGAGGGCGGGGGGAGGAGAGGAAGGAAGUGUGGGGAUGUGCCAAUGAAGACAGGCACAGGGAGCUGCUGGGAAGCUGGGGAGCUGCGUGGUCAAAGUACCUCAAGCUUUGGGUGGAAAAGCUUCAGGGCCAUGCAGGAGGAAAGAAAACACAGCAGAGUAGGGCUCUGCAGUGACACCUGGUAGCCCUUCAAAACGCAGCUUUCUUUUCUUGGGAACUUAGCCCAGAUUUAAAGAAAUCUUGCUCCUAGGAUAAAGAAGUCCAUAUGCUAAGGGGAAAGGGAUUGAAAAGUACAAGUGAAGAAACUGGUUUGAAGCAAACUGUGCUCCCUGGGUUUUGCAAGGAGCAUUCUGUGUGGAGACCUGGUCUCCUCCUUCCCCUCUCCUUGGUUUUCCAACACAAGGCACCUGCACUGCCUCAUGUCCCAUGUGAACCAGGGGGAACUGAACCAUGCCUUGAAAAGGGACUGGCAGAUUCAGGCUGGCACAGUCUGGGGGCUGAAGGGAACACCAACCACCUGCUGGAUUUCUGCACAUGGCAGAGCCCGAAUCCUGCCCACAGCCAGGCGGGAUGGAGGAAAUGCACCUCGGCUGGGAAAAAGGAGAGGAUGACUUUCUGAAUAGUUUCCAUCUGAUGCUUUAGCUGGCUGAUGAGGCUGGGGAUGGGUGUUUGGACCUUUGUGUUGGAGGCUUUCAUUGCAGAGUAAUCCUUCACUGACAGCAUUUUCCCAGUUCCCAAGGCCAGGGUGAACGGGUUUCCUCUCUUCAAGAUGCACUGAGACACAGGGGACUGGCCCAGGGAUGUGUAGGAGCAUCUCUGAUUUGCUUGCAAA
Phasianus colchicus (ring-necked pheasant) is the source of this 4688-nucleotide messenger RNA. RefSeq names its product fibulin 7 (gene FBLN7). NCBI's taxonomy places the organism in Eukaryota, Metazoa, Chordata, Aves, Galliformes, Phasianidae. The record is from RefSeq and is a predicted model, not a curated record. Gene Ontology annotation, molecular function: calcium ion binding.